Molecule: messenger RNA, 4356 nt
Organism: Haliotis rufescens (red abalone)
Lineage: Eukaryota; Metazoa; Mollusca; Gastropoda; Lepetellida; Haliotidae
Exons: 20
Coding region: 151-3423 (1090 amino acids)
Biological process (GO): protein ubiquitination
Cellular component (GO): cytoplasm
Molecular function (GO): metal ion binding; ubiquitin-protein transferase activity
Source: RefSeq, a predicted model, not a curated record
GUGUUGAUAUUCUCCCUCGUCAUAUAGAGCAGUGCGAUAGACAUGUAACCUUCUUAUCUACAACGGAUUCUGCAUAGGAUCACCACUUUCAGUACAAGGGAUUUCAGUGGUAUAUGGGAUGGACGUGUUCACUGCUGAAAGUUAACAAACAUGGAGGAAACAAGUGGAAAUGUAUCCGCUGUACAUUUCCGUCACUUUGGACCAGACAAUGCCCGUAUUGGUGACAGGAAGUGUUGUGCAGUCGUUGACAUAUGCACGAACAAUGACUUUGCUGACAGACAACACCAUAGUCAUGAAUGCAUGCAGUUGCUUCACCUGCACUGGGAGGACAUCGACAGUGGGAGUGAGACAUCCAGUAUAUCAGUGUCCGAAGCCGAGGCAGACAACAAAUCUUCAGUCAUAACUUUCGACCAUGUCAACAAGCUCCUCAAGGAUCAAGCUGCAUUACAUGACUUCACAAGGAAGAUGCUGACAGCACACCGGGUUAAGCUGAUCCACGUGGUAUAUGCUCCACUUGCUAUGAUGUUCGAGCACUGUGGCGGUUCAGACAUGAAAACGCUUUUGAAUGAGAGGUUCAAGGUUUUUGUAAUUGUGAAAGAAUUCCUUCUGAAGACGACAGGAUUACAGAACCUAAAGGGACUGCACAUCGGCAUACAUAAAUCGAAAACUGUGUCCAUGGAGACCGGUCUCUGGUGUUUGCACAGGGUUGAUGAGGAUGGUUUUGCGAAUAGAAGGCUUACAUCAAUGAGGAACAGGUCGUCUUCAGAAGACGGUGGUAUCUCGAUCGCGAUACCUUCCAGAGUAGAAAAGAGAUUUAUCAAUAUAGAAGAAGAACUGUUUAAACAGAGACAGUUCAUGGAGUCACAGUUUAACGACCAAGAGAAACAAUAUGAAACCAUACGUGUCUCACUUAUGAAAAUCUCCCAGGCCUUCCUGAACGACAGAAGACAAGGGCCUGAACGUUUAACCUCAGAACGCCAAGAGGAACAACAAGAACCAAAACCAGAUAGAAAUCUGAUUGACUUUGAUUUAGAGCCAUAUGAAGAUGUGUCAUCGCUUCAUUUGAAUAUAGCAGCAGCAUAUCGUCCAAAAAUAGAAAUACUUAGUGAUGAUGAUGAUGAUGAUGAUGAUGAUGAUGAUGGAGUGGAGGAGGAAGAGAGAGGUGACGAAAAGGAGAAAAGGGGACAGGGGGGAAAUUCGGUGGCUGAGAAGAAGGCUGAAACAAGCACAAAUUGUAUUGGGAGUGAAGACGUAACGGAAGAAAGACAAGGUGAAUCAGAUGGAGACCUCAGUGACGAUGUGUCAGUCGAUGAGAAGAUGGUAUUGCCAAACACAUCAGACGUAGCAGCAUUUGACCAAAGUAACGAAGGGACAAUCAAUAGCACACAUGAAACCCAACAAAAUGUAUUUCCUGACCAUGGAAGUGACAUGUAUCCCUCCAGAAACCAACAAUAUGAAAACUCACACAUGUACAAGAAAUCCUACCAAACCUCUGGAGACAGAAGCCAAGCGGUAUAUGGACCAGAUUCCAGUGCGCAAUGCGAAUCACGUUACAAUGGGAAGCAAAUCAGCCAACAACCGAAAAGGGAGGCAGCAGCUACUCCUCAUGAAGUAACGACAAUUUUCGAAGAACUGCUGUAUGGCUUCAGCGACAUGUCAUCACGGCAAAAUGCCUAUUCUGAUAUGCAGUCAGAUGCAAUCAAUGUCCCGGUCAGAUAUACAGAGACACCGAAUACGUGCGAAGAACCGAAAAAGGAGAAGAUCGAAGGAAAUCAAGCAAAGGAACAGGCUUUGCGUUUGAUGAUGGAAUGCGCUAUCAGCGACAGCCCAUACUGGAGCAGAAUAUGGGAAAGUGUUCAGGGAGCAUUGCUAGAAGAGGAAAGUCCUGCUCCAAGACAUGAUCUGGCUCUCGAUACUAUCAUAUGUUUGGACACUUCUGGAAGCAUGCGAGGUGAAGCGUUUCAAGAAAUGAAGAAAAUCACUCUUGAUUUUAUCAAUGGAAUCGAGGACAUUGCAGAACAACAUGAUGUUGAAGAGAAUAUUGCCCUCGUCACCUUCGGAGGUCGGGCAAAAGUGAUCCAUCACUUAUCCAAUGACUAUGGAAGCCUCAGAGAUGCUUUAGACAAAAUCACGCCUGGGGGUCCAUCGCCGAUCCUUGAAGGUGUUAUUGUGUCCAUGGCAGCUCUUGCGAAAGGUGGUAUCUACAGACUCAACAAUCGAAUGGAGCUGAGACCACGAAUGAUCUUCAUGUCUGACGGCCAGCCAACAACUGAGAUGCCGGAAUCUGCCAGAGACAGCCACUUGCUCAGUAGUCAGGACCAAAUAAGAAUUUUACGAGCUUUCCAAGAGAUCAGAAGCAGACAACCAAGUGAUGAUCUACCUGAUGAAAUCAUUUUUGUUCCAGUGGGACAAUUCUGUGAUAUGCGCGCCAUUGAAGCCCUGGCGUCAGUUUGUGGUGGCAAAGUGAAAGAUGCUACGUCCUUCGCAAAGUUGUCAAACUAUCUCUACUUGCGCAAAAUUGCCGCUCGAGCCAUCGAAUACGUAAGACAAAGAGGGAAUGAAACUGACAUAUUUUUGGCCGGAUUGCGUAGUUUGCUUACGGAUCUUGGACCCGAGAUCGACAAGGCCAGCACGACGGAGGUUUACAACGUGAUUGUGGCAUAUAUUACGUCAGUCUCCAAUGACAUAAUGGAGGAGAAGGAUUUACCUCCCCUCGGGACAAGGGUGGUGAGAGGUCCAGACUGGCAGUGGGGGAACCAGGAUACAGAAGGUCCUGGGACCAUCACUAACCACGCCAAAGACAGAAUAGUUUGGGUGAUCUGGGAUAAUGACCACUCAAACUCCUACAGAUAUGGCCAUGGUGGGAAGUAUGACGUCACUGUAGUAGAAGACCAACCUCGGGUUGUCAGUGUCAGUCAAGUGGGUGUGGGGGUUCAAGUUGAAAGAGGUCCUGCCUGGCAUCACCUGUACGGAAACCAGGACGGUGGAAUUGGCAGCUAUGGCACCAUUAUUCGCCUUAUGCCGGGAAAAGUUAAGGUUCGAUGGCAGAAUGGUGAAAUCCACGAAUACAGAUAUGGAAUGUGUGGUCUGGUCGAUGUAUCUUUUCGGGACCCAAUUGCGUGUAUCCUAGAAACAACUGCCAAGACAAUUCCUCACAUGGAUACCGUUCAAGACAGUGCAAAUGUCCAGUCAACUAAAGAUGGAGACAGACCCUAUGUGUGGCAGAGAAAGGACGAGCAGAAUGGCUGGGAACAAUAUUCUGAAACCAAUGAUGCCAAGAUGAAGAAAGCGUAUGGGAAAAAUCAACAGGGUUCAUGCCUGGUACAAAGAAAUGAACAGAAUUUCAGGGUGUCGUUCAGGUCCCUACAGGAACGGUCAUUGAUUGACAAAACAUGGGUGCCAGUACGAAAAUAUUGCCAAUAGCUUAAGUCGUGUCGUCACACACCGGAGGACUCCCCAGAUUCACAUAUGAACCUGUUCCAUGAUAGCAUGAUGACAUGCUCAAAAACGCUUAAGCAAUCCUUGAUAUUUUGUGUAGUUCUUUUUUAACAUAUUUACCAUGUCAGUAUCCCAAUCACUAUGCAUUCCGCGACGUUAAUAUACCCAAUCUUAAACGACUGUGGCGUCUGUCUGUUACAAAUCCUUUGCAUAAAAUUCCUUGUUGAUCAUUACGUAAACAUACAUUUAUCUUAGAAGAGAUGUCUUACUGUAUAUAUCUUCACCUCGUGUUCGUUCGAAACCAUCUGUUCUGAUACAGUGAGUAUCGUUUGACGCCGCUUUCAGUAAUUUUCCAGCAAUAUAACGGCGGUGGACACCAUAAAUUGGCUUCACACAUUGUACCCAUCUGUUGAUUCUAAUCCGGAUCUUCAGCGUGGCGAGCGACCGCUUUAACCCCACGGCCCCUCCAUCUGUUCUGUCUUUAGAAACAAUGUAAUCCGUGAAAGUCGAGAGAGUUUUUUCUGGUUUAAUAUUAACAGGUCAGUAUUCGUGGAUAGUGAAGUCACAAUGAAUUAAAAAAAUGAAUUUGUUCGGUUACUCUUUGCAACCUACUUGAUUGUGUGUCGUAUUGCUGUCCAGCUAUCGGCCACUGGAUUUUCUAGCGGUCGAUAGCUGACAGGCUUUGGUGAUUGAAUUCAAUCUUCUUCACCUCAUUUUCCAUCAAACAAAGCUUUCUGCUUAACACAUGAAUGAGAGAAGCGUGAUAUUUGUUAAUGUUAUCUGAAUCGUGUGUGUGUGUGUGUGUCAUGUUGACACAAGGUAUGUAACGAUUUUACAUUGCAUGGCGGAAAGCUUGACUCAACAUCAGGAAAACAAAACCAGUUUCAUAACAAAAAAAUAAAUGACUGCUCACACUGA